AUGGAGAAGGAACACUACAGCGUCAACGGCUCUGAUUCGCCAACCCUCAAAGCCCCAGCUCACAACAACUAUGUUGAUGCGCACACUGGCGUCGAGACGAAGAGUGGCCGGAUCGCAGAGGCUGCUGAUCUGUAUGGCAGCAUCGCAGAGGCUGAGGAAUACGGAUACGUGACUCGAGGUCUCAAGUCUCGACACAUCCAGUUCAUUGCUCUUGGUGGUACGAUCGGAACUGGUCUGUUCCUGGGUAUCGGAUCCGCCUUCACACGAGCUGGUCCUCUAUCCGUGCUUUUGGGUUACUCUUUCACUGGUAUUGCAAUCUUUGGAAUGAUGCAAUGCUUGGGUGAGAUGGCAACCUGGCUUCCUCUUCCUGGCUCCAUUCCUCAGUUCUGUGCUCGAUACGUAGAUGAUGCUCUUGGAUUUGCGGUUGGAUGGAAUAACUGGUAUAACUCGGCGAUCACACUCUGUGCUGAGAUAUCUGCCGCCGCAAUCGUGAUUGAUUUCUGGAAAGGCGCUGAAGGCAUCAGCGUGGCGGUCUGGAUCUCAAUCAUAAUCGUCGUUGUUGUCGGCCUUAACAUCUUCGCCGUUGCGAUAUACGGAGAAGCAGAGUUCAUCUUCGCUAGUAUAAAGAUUCUGACAAUUGUUGGGCUGUUGAUUAUGGCAUUCAUCGUUGAUCUUGGCGGCGGACCAAAACAUGACCGCUUGGGAUUUAGAUAUUGGAAGAACCCUGGUGCCAUGAAAGAGUACCGCUCAACCGGCUCAACUGGUCGAUUCUUGGGUCUCUUCUCCGUCCUGGUUAACGCAGCCUUUUCCUACGGUGGUGUUGAACUCGUUGCCGUUGCAGCUGGUGAGGCCGAGAACCCUCGCAAGAACAUUCCCAAGGCAGUCCGCAGGGUCUUCUGGCGUAUACUGUUCUUCUACGUGCUGGGUUCGUUGGCAAUCGGCGUUCUUGUUGCCUCGAAUGAUCCUCAUCUGCUGAAGGCUCAGGAAGAUGGAGCUCCUGGAGCUGCUCGAUCUCCCUGGGUCAUUGGCAUUACCAACGCUGGUAUCCCAGUCUUACCUUCCAUUAUCAAUGCUGUCAUUUUGACUUCGGCGGCGUCAUCCGCCAACGCGUUCUUGUACACUGGAUCCCGUUACCUCUUCGCUCUUGCGCAGAACAAGCAAGCCCCGCGCUUCCUCCUCCGCUGCAGCAAGGCUGGUGUCCCAUACUGGUGCGUCGCCAUCACCGCAUCCAUCUCAGCCCUCACCUACCUGUCCGUCAAUCCUGGCGGUCCUUCAGAGGUCUUCACCUGGUUUCAAAAUUUGACUACUAUCGCCAGUCUGUUCACUUGGUGCUCGAUCUGCAUCGCGUAUAUCAAGUUCUACCACGCACUGCAAGCCCAGGGCAUCGACAGAAACACUCUCGUGUUCAGAUCCCAUUUCCAGCCAUACACGGCCUGGGCCUCCUUGGUAUUUUUUGCCGUCAUCAUCCUUUUUAACGGCUUCCACAUUUUCGUGGGCGAGCACCACCAAUACUGGAACGUUACUGACUUCCUUGCCGCAUACAUCGGUAUCCCGAUCUUUCUCACCCUCUACACAUUCUGGAAGAUCUGGAAGCGCAGCCCUUUCAUCAAGGCCGCAGAUGCUGAUAUCCAGAGCGGAAAGGCGGCCCUCGAUGCCGAGGAUGGCCAAUGGCCGGAGCAGAUCCCCAGAAACAUCUUCGAGAAGAUCUGGUUCUGGAUUGCGUAG
This is a messenger RNA of Drepanopeziza brunnea f. sp. 'multigermtubi' MB_m1, 1725 nucleotides long. RefSeq lists its product as uncharacterized. Gene Ontology annotation, molecular function: amino acid transmembrane transporter activity. Gene Ontology annotation, cellular component: membrane. Gene Ontology annotation, biological process: amino acid transmembrane transport. The record is from RefSeq and is a predicted model, not a curated record. NCBI's taxonomy places the organism in Eukaryota, Fungi, Ascomycota, Leotiomycetes, Helotiales, Drepanopezizaceae.